CAGUAGCAUAGUAGAAAACAAAAACUUGAAUAUGACGUGGCGAUCAAUUGAUGACGUGAGCGACUGCUGUGGAAUCUUCAUAGCAGAUUUGAACAAAAGAUAAAGAUCUGGGGUUAAAUAUUGGGUCAAAUUAGGAUCCUGAAACAAGUUCUGGAUGACCCUAGUAGUUGAGCUGAUGGUUUGAAGAAGGAUACAAGGCAGCAUGGAUUUUCAAUCUGUUCUCUCCCUUACUGCAACAGUUUCUACUAUCGGCCUGUUUUUGACUGGCAUACAAAUUUGUAUGAAGAUCAGAUCUCAGGGUAAUACACAGAACAUCUCCAUAUUUCCAUUCAUAGCAGGCAUCAUCAAUACAGUGUUAUGGACCAAGUACGGUGUUUUGAUCGAGGAUCAGACUGUCAUUUUUACCAACGGAGUGGGGAUCGUUCUUCAAACUCUCUACACUCUGAUUUAUUACCUAAACACAAAUGAUAAGAAGCAAGUACAUUCCAAACUUCUAUAUACCGCCCUAAUCAUCUACCCGACGUUAGGAGCUGUCAAAUUCAUGAAUAUGACGGCAGCAACGGCCAUACACUACAUAGGCCUAGCGUCGUCAUUCGCCACAGUACUCAUGUAUGCAGCGCCGCUUAGUGUGGUGGCUCAGAUCAUAAGAACCAAAAGUACCGAGGCUCUACCGUUUCCUUUAUCGUUUGUUGGGUUACUGGUGUCUUUGCAAUGGUUUAUUUAUGGGCGUCUUGUGCAAGACUCUUUUAUUCAGAUUCCAAACUUCUUAGGCAUGCUUCUGGGUGCCUUUCAGAUGUCUCUUUUUAUCCGCUAUCCUGGCCCGUCACGGAAAUACGACCUGGCGGGAUCAAGCGUCAUUUGAAGGGCACUCGUAAGACGGACGACCAACCCGAGAACAGAACAGAGGAACAUGCUUUUAUUGGUAGGCUCGUUUACACUAAGCCUUGAGCUCAUCAUUCCAGAUUGACAAGAAGUCAGAGAGAUACAAUUUGUCUUCGUGCAAUGGGGCCUAGGGGGUACAAAAUCAUGUCAGAAACGUUUAAAAAGUGAAA
Strongylocentrotus purpuratus (purple sea urchin) is the source of this 1052-nucleotide messenger RNA. Its product is annotated as sugar transporter SWEET1. Gene Ontology annotation, molecular function: sugar transmembrane transporter activity. Lineage: Eukaryota; Metazoa; Echinodermata; Echinoidea; Camarodonta; Strongylocentrotidae. The coding region runs from base 203 to 862 and encodes 219 amino acids. The transcript is spliced from 7 exons. The record is from RefSeq and is a predicted model, not a curated record. Gene Ontology annotation, biological process: carbohydrate transport. Gene Ontology annotation, cellular component: membrane.